This is a messenger RNA of Diabrotica balteata, 2075 nucleotides long. NCBI's taxonomy places the organism in Eukaryota, Metazoa, Arthropoda, Insecta, Coleoptera, Chrysomelidae. The record is from the annotation of a GenBank genome assembly.
GGUGUAUGUACUGGAGACACAAGAAGUUUGUAUUUUAAUUUGUUUUAUAACCAAUAUUAUAUUCUAAGGAAUGAAAAGUUAAAGUUUCUGUAAAAUAGAUAUCAAUAUGAGUUGCACGUUUGAUUCUUUGCGAACAGAAUUUAAGGAUGUACUACAAAAAUCGUUCAAAACUAAAAAUGUUGAAAUGGUGGAGCAAAAAUUGAAAUCUAUGAACAAAACUGAAAGUGAUUUAAAAUCUCCUCUGGAUCAAACUCUUAGAGAUAUAUUGCUUAAUCUUAUGGAUGAACAAAGCGAUGUGUCAGUUUUAAGGGAUUAUGUAGAUUUUUCAAUAGUACUUUGUAGAAAGGGAUUGAGUUCACCGACAAUGCCAGUUGUUCUUCUAGGUGACAUAUUUGAAACUCUGACAUUAGAUAUUUGUGAGAAUAUGUUUAGUUUUGUAGAGCAAAACGUUAGUGUUUGGAAAGAGGAACUAUUUUUCUCCGGCUGCAAGAACAAUCUUCUGCGUCUAUGUAAUGAUCUUUUAAGGCGGCUUUCAAGAACCACAGCAACUGUAUUCUGUGGGAAGAUUCUGUUAUUCCUUGCCAAGUUCUUUCCAUUUUCUGAAAGAUCAGGAUUAAAUAUAGUCAGCGAAUUCAAUUUGGAAAAUGUGACAGAAUAUGGAACUGAUCCACCUGAUGAUGAAAUUGCUGAAAUUAAAAUUGGAGAACAGAAGAAUCUAAUAGAUUUUACUUUUUAUUGCAAGUUUUGGCAACUCCAAGAUUUCUUUAGGAACCCUAUUCAGUGUUACAAUAAGGUGCAAUGGAAACUUUUUAGUUCCCAUGCCACCAAUGUAUUAAGUACAUUCCAAGGGAUAAAAUUAGACUACGUAAAUUCUGGCACCUCUGCUGAAACCAGCUCAAAUUUGGGAUAUUUUGCCAAAUACCUUACCAGUCAAAAACUACUUGAGCUACAGUUACAUGACGUAAACUUCCGAAGAUCUGUAUUUUUGCAGUUCUUGAUUCUAUUUCAGUAUUUCACUUCCACUGUUAGGUUCAAAACUGAUGCUCAUGAGCUUAAAAAUGAUCAAAAAGAAUGGAUUAGCACAAAUACUGAAAAAGUUUAUAGUCUGUUAAGAGAAACGCCGCCAGAUGGGGAAGAGUUUGCUGAAAUCGUGAAGAACAUUUUGAACAGGGAAGAGUUAUGGAAUGCAUGGAAAAAUGAGAGUUGUCCAGAAAUAAAGAAAACACUACCCCAACCAACAGAAGUUUCGGAAAGAAAAAGGGAUUCAGAUAAACCCUUAAUUGGAGACAUUAUUAAAGAAGCAAACGAGCAAGGAAAAUUUUAUAUCGGAAGCGGUGAAUUGACCAAAUUAUGGAACCACUGUCCAAAUAACUUAGAAGCUUGCAAAGGCCGAAAUUUCUUACCAACUUUAGAGGAAUACUUCUCAGAUUCUAUCCAGCAAAUUGAGGCGCACCAAAAAGGCGAUGAUAGCAUAUUAAAAGACAGCAAUUUUGGUUGGAGAGCUUUAAGACUGUUAGCUAGAAGAAGUCCUCACUUCUUCACUUUUGGUACUACAAUUAUGUAUCCCUUAUCGAAUUAUUUGGAGAUGAUGGUAAAGAAAGUAGCUCAUGAAAAACCCGGAAAGGAAUCUCAUCAGGAACAUGAGAACGAUAACGAACAGGAUAAUAUUUUGGCUGAAGCCGAUCCAGCUACCGAUGAUCUUAAACCAGCUGAUCACGAGGAAUUUGUGGACGAGAACGUUCGAUCUGAUACAAAGCAAAUUACAUCAGACCAAAUCAUGUUAAUUAGUGAGAAAAUUGCUCCAGAUUGGCCCAAAUUAGGAGUUAAAUUGGGAUUCAAACCUGACGAAAUAGAAUUUUUCAAGAACGAGAAUCCCACUCCAGUUGAUCAGGCAAGAAACUUAUUAAAGUUAUGGUUUGAGGAUGAUGAAGAUGCCACAUUAGAAAACCUCUUGUAUAUUUUGGAAGGCUUGGAAAUGCACGAAGCGGCUGAAGCAAUUAAAUCCGAACUUAAUAAUAUUAUGGAUACAUCAUGAGGAUAUAUUUUGUGUGUUAGCUUAAGAUUUAAUAAAUCCA